This is a messenger RNA of Porites lobata, 15123 nucleotides long. The record is from the annotation of a GenBank genome assembly. NCBI's taxonomy places the organism in Eukaryota, Metazoa, Cnidaria, Anthozoa, Scleractinia, Poritidae.
AUGCCUGAUUAUCAAGCCGAAAAAGGUUUGUAUGCGUUUCAAUUUUGAAAUAUUGUUUAAAGUACAGGUGUAGCAAGUAAAGAUGCCAUUUUCCAAAUUUAUUCCCUCUAAAUGCGGUGAUCUUCUACAGACAAAGCCAAGCGGUUUCUCGCCGAAUUUUACGUCGAUGGCGACGAAGGAAAAAUCUUCAAAUAUGGAGAGCAGUUGGUGAGUUGCAAAUUUGUGAGUGGUUUUAGUUGUAAUUCUUCAAAUUAUGUUGCCCUCUUUUCCUUUGCGUGCAAAAAUGUCUUUUUAAGUUCACUCACGAGGCAUCAACUCGAAGGAUUUGCAUGUGUUGUUGAUCUUAACAGUUUAUUACUAAGCAUAUUUGUUCAUUCUUGUAGGUCAAAAUCGCCCAUCGCGAGCAAGUUGAGCUGUUGCUAGAACUUGAUGAUAUCGCGGAGGUAAAGAACAGGUUUUCAUGCAAACAUCAUCAACCUUAAUAUUAACGCAAUUUACAAUUUGUUGCGCCGGUAUCAACUUAGCGGGGGUGGGGGCGGGUGGAAGGGGGACGGUGAGCGGUAAGACAGUGGACGUUAGUGCGGGAAAUUGCGAACUGAUGCACGUUGAUAAAUUUUGUGUCUUGUGUGUAAACGGCACAUGUGACAUUAUUUAAGAGAAAGCAAGACCAAUUAAAGAAGUGAGUGUAAAUUGUUUUAAACUCCUCUCUUAACUACUAUAGCAAAUUGUACAUUUUACUUUGUGAUCUUUUGAACUCUAUAUAUUUCCUAAAUCACCAAUGAAUUUUUACAACACCCAAAAUUAUGGUUAGUUUGCUGAUAUUGUAGAUUCAUUUCUGAACACAAGGGGUGUCUUUUUUCAAUACAUUCUUUCAACGUCAGCCUUCUUUUUGUCAGCAUUGCUUGUUUUCACACGAUGUCAAUAAAAACCAAACUAAAAAACUAUCGAUCCUACCGGGAUUUUACUUUCACGAUGCAUCAGAGCAGCUGAAAACUAAUUUUCAUACAAAUUCUUGCUUCAAAAGGGUUCUUGGUUUUGUGACAGAGUGCGCUUGAAUUUCUAAGCUUUUGCGUGACGCGCCAUUUACAUGACGGCCAAGAGGGCUGUCAUGUAGGUUGAAAAAAUGACUUAUUUCAGGAAAUUUUGCUAUCUAAACAGUUCAUGUAUUAGAAAAAAUAUUACUUUAAUGUUUAUGAGUUUCUCGAAGAAUAAAUUCAUGCUUUUGUAGCAAAACUCGGUAACAGAUGUUUCUGUUGGUUUCCGUCCGCCAUGUUGGAGCUCAUCCAGGUGAGCUCCAGCAUGGCGUCUCCAUACAAAUCUCUAUAAAUUUGAGUAAAACGUUUCUUCGGAUAUCUCGUAUACGAAAUAUUCCUCUGACCUGAAUCUUGGCGAGGGUCUUUGUAUAUAUACCUCCUUUCAUUUCCCAGAUUCUGGACUUUAUCUGUUGAACGGUUUUGAUUUUUAUUUCGAUUUAUUUUGAAUGGCGUGACACUGAAAACCAGCAAUUCCUUCUUGAAUGUAGUGACUGUUGGGGAAGCAAAAUUUCAAGUGGACAUUGAGGAGGAUGGAGGGAGUUCUGACCUAAAAGUCCAGUUGGAAAAAGUGAAAUGUUGAUGGCCCCUUAGUAGGGAUGGACAUUUUGCUGAUAUGUAAAUUCAAGGCUGGUUUCCACUUGAUCUGUGCCAUCACUGAUGAAAGUCCAGCAAUUGGAGCAACCUCACCCUUCACAUUAAUCAUGUGAGCCUCGUGUAUCUGUAUCUCUGGAUGUCGAUUUUGUCAGACGUUUUCCAUCAAAUCAUCAGUUUUUCUGGCAAAAUCAUUGCAUAUUAAGAACUGUUUUGCAUGGUAGUGCUUCUUGUGAGCUCAGCACAACCACAACGGCAAUAGAAAUGAAAACAAAAAACCCUGAACGUGCACACAGCACACUUUUUGGCAGGUUUCUUUACCAUCAUUGCAUGAUCAUGACUAACCAUGUCAAACUUGAUUGAAAUGGUAAUAUAAUUGUUGCUUUAAUCUUGAAGAUCAUCACUUCAUCAAUGGUGAUCAUCUCGACUUAGAUUUCCUUAGAAAUACCCAUACAGAGGCUCAUCAUGUGGAAGUCAGCCCUAUAAUAAAACUGGAGCCUACUGUGCCUUCCUCAAAAGUGGCAGCCUUGGUCAUGUCUGGCCAAUUAAAAUGCUUUUGCCUUUGUGCUUGAAAAAUGAUGGGUGGUGAAAUGAGCCUCCAAAAACAUAGUAAUACAGUGGAACAAGAAGUGAUUUUGAAAAGCAUUUAACUAUAAAAAAUUGCGAUAAAACAUUUCUUAAAAUCAUUUUAAGAUUAAAAAAUUGCUAAAAAGCGACGACGUUUCGACGGUAGCUGAACGUCAUUAUCAAGUCAAAACAAGUUAGUGAUUUUUGGUCUAUAAAUACUAAAAAAAAACAACAAUAGCUGAUUAAAAAAUUGUAACGUGAGAAAAUAUUAAACAAAGAGUUUCGCACGUAUGGAGUCCGUCUGAAUAUUUAAAUUGGGCUUAAGCUUCUUGAUGAAGAGCAUUUCAAAUACUAAACAAUCAAAUUUGCUCUGGCACUUUUUAAAACCGUGAUACAGUGGAAGCUCUAGAAAGUGGACAUCAUUGGGUGUGGAAAAGGUGUCCAUGACUCAUAAACCCUGAAAGUAUCCACAGCCACUUAUGGAAGUGUCAGCUUAUAGGAAUGUGAAAAUACAGAGUUUGUAUGGGAGUUGGAAUGGGGUUUUGUGAAGGAGGCUGUAAGUAGAGUUGUCUGCUUAUGGGAGUGUGCGUUAAUAUUAUCAUAAGUGUAGAUUCUUGUGAUAAUAUGAUCAAACUUCAGUUUCUUGUUUUUGUCUUAUUUUUGACCAGGUUGACCCUGAGUUGGCAGAAAACAUUGAACAAAAUGCGCGACGCUACAAGCAGCUGUUUGAGGAUGCCAUUUUUGAAAUGUUACCAGAUUAUAAAGAAAGAGAGGUAUGAGCCAUGUAUAGUAUACCAGUAGUUUAUGUUUACUUGAAAUUUAUUAUCUCAAUUUUAUGUGAAAAGCACAAAGUAAGGGUUACUAUCAUAACUACUAAGUUUAUGGCUGCUUUUGUUAAUUGGCCAUCAAGGAUUCAGCUGAGAGACGCCUGGCAUCAAUUGAGGUACUUGUGUAACAAUCAGCUCAAAUUGUACUGGAAAAGAAAGAAAUGGGUAAUUUGUAAGGUGCAGUUCAGUAGAAGAGCUUGCUAGACUGAUGAAUAGCUCUCCAGCUUUUAACAAGUACAUGUUGAAUGUUGAUUUGUGUUGUUCCUCAAAAGGUUCAAGUGAAGGAUGCCUUAGAUGUUUACAUUGAGCAUCGCCUCUUGUUGGAGCAACGAAACAGAAAUGAUACAGAAACAAGAGACCCUAGAAACAAGUAUCCACCAGAACUUCUUCGGCGAUAGUAAGUAAAGCUGUGUGAUUGCAUGUGUUAUCACUUAUAACCAGUUGUCAUUGAUGAGGUUUUUAAAAAGGAAGCUGCACCCAGGUAAUAAUGUGCCAUCUGUUUUAAAUUCACGAGUAUCAAAGUGCGUAUUCUCCACACUUAAUUAGUUUCUUCAUAAUGUUCAUGUAGGUUUAGAUGAUGGUAAUGGAGGUGAUGUAACUCAAAGCAGUUCCCAAAAUGUUAUGAUGUACACCUGUGGAUCCCACUGAGUUUUUAUCCUCUGUGCUGUCACUACAAGGCACCUUUUUGAGCAGCAGAGAUAUCACAGGGCAGGUGAAAGGUCCAAGUGGAAUCUUUGAUUUUGCUCUGUUUAGUGUACCAUGAAUACAAAGAAAUGCAAAGAAGCCUUGAUAAUUUUUAAGACAGGUUAUUGGCCAUCCUUUCUUUUAAUAUUUGUGACCUUCUUUGGGAAAACGUACACUAACGAUAUUUCGUUAAACGGUUAGACCGUUAGCUGUCCGUUAGUCAUCCGUUAGAUGAUUCAAUGAAAAUCGUUAGAGGCGUUAGGCAAUUCGUUAGCAACUCAUCCGUAGCCGUUAGAGCGUUAGUUGUAUCCGUUAGAGGUGUUAGUCAAUUCGUUAGCAACUCAUGUAUAUCCGUUAGGCGUUAGUUGUAUCCGUUAGGCGUUAGUCAGGAAACUAAAGCGUUAACUGGACGAUUCUAUUGCUUUGCUGAUCAAGGCCGCUGCCUUAUGGGCGCCCUGUCGUCAGAGGUUUCUACGAUUAAUUUUAUUCGCCCGUGGGCGACGAAAUUAUAAACAAGGAGCCCGCGCCGGGCACCUGAAACUAGUGAUUCUUGCCAAACCCGUUUCCCAACGUCCAUUGAGCGAGCGACACAAUUCCCUACCCGUUCUACGCUUUUGAAGCGAAAAAUUAAUAUCAAAAUGCUUGGUCGUCGGCUGUAGGCAAAAGAUACCGACGAUAAGAAGUAAACAAACAAGCACACGUCUUGAAAUCCGCUUCUCUGCAGACUUCCGCUAAUUGAUCUCGAAUGAAUUGAAUGGUUGCAGGAAAACCUUCGGUAUAAAAGUCUAGUAAUUAAAAAAGUCUACAAUCAUUCAAUACACCUUUUAUUCAUGUGUUGUCCGUCACACAACGCUUCACUGCGUAUUCAAAUUCCGGGAGUCAAAUUUCAACCGAAAUUUGCAUAAAGUUGUUUCUGAAACCGUCUGGCAUCUUGUUGAAAAACUUUCAUCAGACAUCGAGGGGCUUGCUUGAUAUAGUUUUUGGAAACAUUACAGUCCCAAGUCAAGAUACGUGUUUGCAAACAGUAGUUCUUGUCAAUACGAUGCAGUAGAAGUUUCAUUCCAGGAGAAAUUGGACGGCCUGUUUUGAAGCGCAGUCGUUUCGAGAGCAAGUCGAUUUCCAUUAUUAUUUUACUCGUUGAUCACAUCACUAGUGAUUUUGAUGCUUUCAAUUUUCAGCCGUUUAUCGAUCGACAGCUGUACUUAAAACUUUCGCUCAAUACAUUGAUAACAACAAGAUGAACUAACCAGCCGUUAACAGAUUGCUUAAUAGGGAAUAGCGCUCGAUUACUUCCACCAAUUCAACUGUUAGAGCGUUAGAACAAAUCGUUAGAGCGUUAGAACGAACCGUUAGAGCGUUAGAACAAAUCGUUAGAGCGUUUGGACAAAUCGUUAGAACGUCAGAACAAACCGUUAGAACGUUUGGACAAACCGUUAGAACGUUAGAAAAGCCGUUAGCUAUCCAUUAGCUAUCCGUUAGUUUUCUAACGAUAACUAAAUAUCGUUAGUGUACGUUUUCCCAAAGAAGGUCACAUUUUGCAAGCUCUGAAAUCGAGUAAGGUCAGAAACUAUUUUAUUCAUUAAGGGCCACGUGGUGUAAUUUUUUCCUUUUUUAUUGAGAAAAAAAGUGCAUAAACUAAGCAAAUAGAAUUGUCACUAAAAAUCUCAAGUUUAACCAUCACAUGCUACAGAAUGCAAAAUAUUGCAUGGAUUGGAUAAACUGUCAUCCACUUCCAUUAUUGUAAUUCCGCACCCAAAACAUUUUUAGAAGGAGACGCAAAUUUGUACAUUCAUUUUCAGUGAGGUGUACUUCAAACAUCUUAGCAACCAUAGAGCUAGUGCAGUCCGUGAAGUGAAAGCUGAUAGUAUUGGUAAACUUGCUGUUGUGAGGGGAAUUGUUACAAGAUGCACAGAGGUUAAACCAGUUGUGGAAGUUGCCACAUACACUUGUGAUGUGUGUGGUGCCGAGUCCUAUCAGCCGGUACGUACACAACUUUGUCUCUUACUUUUAUUGAGAAGGGAGACUGUUGAGAAUUUUUUGUCAGCACAUACAUUGUGUUUGUUCAAUGGGCGAUUCCAGAAAAUAUCCAUACCAUACCACGGACGGCUUUAAGGAUUUCCGAAGGGGAGGGGGGAUUCACGAUUAUGGAAUUCUGAAGGCAUGGCGGGGUAUUUACGAUUUGAAAUCCGAAGGUUUGGGGGAAUUCCACAGGUGGGAUUUCUGGAGUAGAAAGUGUAGAGUAAGUUCCUGGAAAACGCUAUUGUUGUGGACUUUUGUAGUUCGUAAAUAAACCACGAACGUAUGACCGCGGAAGCAGAAGACAAGCAUCAAUAGAUCAGACACGUGUUUACGCUCAUAACUUAUAGAAGUGAACAGUAAAACGUUGGUUUCACAUUUACCUUGAUGAAUUUCUUGUCACGUGAAUAAAAACUGAAAAUGUAUCUUUUAAUACCGCUUGCAAAUUUCUUGUUACUCCCGUCCGAAACCGUCCGAUAAACAGUAAAAAACUCGCACCAGUCCCUCACUUCCAAGGAACGCCUGUCAGAUUAGAACGCUUGUCGUGCACAUUACAUGACGUAUAAAAGGACGCAACACGACUCGACAGUAUAUUUGACAGCCAAAAGAUUUUAACAGUCUGUUUGAGCUAUUUUCCUUUGUAAAUGUCAAAACAGCACAAGAAAACAAAGAGGAGUAAAAUUACCUUAAGUGGUGUUUAUUUUUAUAGCCAAAUUCAGACUUAAAAAGGAGUUUGCACAGCCUGGCAACUAGCGUAGGUUUUUCUUGUCACUGAAGAGUAAAGCUUGUCACCUGGCGCCGCUAGAUCACAGCCUUGAGGAGGCAUAAAUUCAUGUUCGUUUGUUCUUAUAGGCGUUGCUAAGUCGAAAAUGUACUUCCAAAAAAAUCGGAAAUUCUGAAGGGGAGGGGGGGUUCACGACUAUGGAAUUCUGAGGGCAUGGGGGGGUAGCGCAUUUUGGAAUUCCCGAAGGCAAGGAGGGGUUAAAACAUGGAAGCCGUCCGUGGUUGGGUAUGGAUAUUUUCUGGAAUUGCCCAAUGAAAACAUUUUGUUCGCACCAAAAUGUGUGAAUUUUGGCUGCCAGCAGUUUGUACGCCAAACAUUAGAGAAUCAACCUGGCUUAAAAAAUUUCCUGUAACUUAUCCAUGCUGAAGUGACUUCAUGUUCACUAGUAUUAAAGUUUGUCCAUCAAUUUUAGAUUACCUCACAGACUUUUAUGCCGCUAUUAAUGUGCCCAAGUGAAGAGUGCAAAGUAAACAAGUAAGUCAUAUUUAAUACCUAAAGGCAUACGAUCAAAAUGUAGAUUCUCAUGUGUUUGCCCCAUUCAUGUCCUGUUGAAGAAGUGAGGAGAAGUUAAUAAAAUAUUCAUCUUGUGAGGGCCUUAAAUAUCCUAUCACUCCAUUUUACAAGCAUUGAUAUUACAAAAGUUAAAGUUUUCGCUUGGUCGCCAUUUGGCAACCAAAUCUUUUGGUUUAGGGAGACUUUUUUACAAAUCAAGUCGCCAGCUCCAAAAUUUUAGGUGCCAUGGCAACCAAAAUGGUUGCAACUUGGAGGGUUGUAUUACAAAGAGAUAUUUGAUGCUAAUCACUCUCAGGGCUAUAACAAAGGGUUAACUUUGUUAGCACUGAGUUAUAAGUUAUUGCACCCUGCAAAAAAGCUUAACCAGUUGAUUUUUAUACUAACAAUGUUGGCCUUCAAUUCAUUAUCCAGGGCUGGUGGUCGUCUAUAUCUUCAAACCAGAGGUUCCAAGUUCAUUAAAUUCCAGGAACUAAAAAUACAAGAACACAGUGAUCAAGUGCCUGUAGGAAAUAUUCCCCGGUCAAUGACAGUGAUUGCUAAAGGUGAAACCACAAGACUGGCGGUUCCAGGUGAUCAUGUGGCGGUCACAGGUGUGUUCCUGCCAAUGAUGAAAACUGGAUUCAGGCAACUUACUCAGGGAUUAUUGUCAGAGACAUUCUUGGAGGCCCAUGUAAGCAAGUUACAAAAUCCCUAUGAGAGACUCUCUUAAACGAAAAUUAAUAAAUAGAGUUAACUCUCUUUUAAUGGACACCUCUAUUACAAUGUAGACGAACUCCUUGGUAAUUAAAAACAGACACGUAGAUUUGGUUCCUGCCUUUCUUCACUCCCUUUGUUUGACUCUGUCUAUAUUAUGAGGGACAACAUGUAUCACUCUUUGACGGACACUAAAUGCCAAUCCCAAAGGUGUUUGUUUUAGAGAGAGUUGUCUGUCUGUCUGAAAGUUGUCAAGGAUUAUAGACAUUGAUUAAGACGAAAUUGGAAGCCUGUACACCCAUAAAAGUAUGCAAUCAUUUGUACAAAUUUGGUCUCCAUUUAAGACCACAUUGUUUAAUGGUUUACUCACUCACUUAGGAGCAUUUAGUAUUCGCUUUUUCCCCCAUGUAUACAAGCUAUCAGUGCUUAAGUCUUUAAAAACUCAGCUCAGUAUUACUAAAGAAGUGAAAAUAUGAUAUUAAGCAAAAGAAGAAUGUCUUUAUUUUGUAUUCUCAAUGCAGCUGCCUACUGAAAACCUUCUUUCGAGCUCUGAAUAUUCAAGUGUAGUAUAAUUAUGUACAUUGUAUAAGUGAAUGAGAUUUAUUGAUAGUGUUUUUGACUGUUCGUGAUUGUUUGCUUGCUUUUUUUCCUGUAGAGAAUAGUAGAAAUGAACAAAACAGAGGAUGAUGAGAUGGGAGAUGAAGAACUUACUGAUGAGGAAAUUAGAGCUCUGUCUGAGGGUUUGUCCUCAUAAAUCCUUUGUUAGUUAGUUUUAUUUUUUGGAGUGAAUGACAGCAAGAUACUAAUGGGUAGUCAGCUAGAGACCGGUCAUUAGUUUUUUCUCUUCCAAAUAAUGUGAACUCCCUAUUUGUUGGUCUUUUCUAAACUUUUCUCUCUUUUGAGAUAUUUAAAUAUGCCAAAUACUAAAAGUCGCACUAUUGUUAAAAAUGCAUUAAUAUUACAAUUGUUACCAAAACUUUUUAAACUGUUAUAAUGACAAAGUACAAGUCUGUUUAACUUCUUUGCCAGUUACCUAUUUUAGAUUUGUAUAGACCUCACCUUUGUGGUAAUUAUGUAUUAAAUUACAGAACCAGACUUCUAUGACAAACUAUCAUCUUCACUUGCUCCUGAAAUCUAUGGCCAUGAAGACAUCAAGAAAGCACUGUUGCUGCUUUUAGUGGGUGGUGUGGACUGCACCCCGCAGGGAAUGAAAAUUAGAGGUAAUUAUUUUACAUCUUCAAUAAUAAGUUAUUUAUUACAAGAUCAAAUAUAGGAUUUGCCUAUAAUUUGUACAAUAUGUUUUAAUUGCUUGUUUUUGUUUUUAACUUCAGGAAAUAUCAAUAUUUUAUUGAUGGGUGACCCUGGUGUUGCAAAAAGUCAAAUGCUUGGCUACAUUGACAGACUUGCACCUCGAAGUAAGUCAUAUAUUUAUUAUUAUAGAACAUGUAGGCUUCUUAUUGUAAUAUUGUUUGGCCUCAGUUCUGGUUCCAAAAUAACUUUGUUAUGUUACUGACAAAGACAGAUCUGUGCAAAAUAAAGCUUGGACAAAUUCUUCAACUCUUUUACAUGUCUUGAAAAUCACUGGGAAAAUUUAGACGACACUCAAACAUACUGCAUACUGCUUAACCCUUUACCCCCAAUAUCCACUUACAAAGUCUCCAAACUGACCUCCAUACAUUUCCUUAAAGAAUUAGUUGGGAGAAUUUGAUAGAAGAUCAAAGCAUUUUCCCAGAGGUGAUCAUUUUAUUAAAUCUUGUAACCAUUUCUUUUGAUAAUGUAUGGAUAUUGUGAGGAGAAAAUUGAUGCUGGUCACUCUUGGGACUUUUUACAUGUAAAGGGUCGAGAGGAUUCACUCAAUUAGUCACACCUUCCCAUUUUGAUCAUGGCCUUAGAAGUUAGAAGUCCAGCUGGUCAUGUCUCCAUAACACUAAUUACCCUUGGAGUGAAGACCCUCUGAUCCAUUGUUCAGCAGCAUGUCCCUGUUUAAAGAGUGUUCCCUGGGUUGGGGGAUUUUAAGAGCUUGAUGAUGUACCCAGGGCUGGCAAUUUCCCCUUGUUACUAUAAGCAUUACCCUGAAUUACUCUCGUUGGAAGUGAACUAGAACCAUAACAACCUCCUGGUUGUUUAAUUGCCUGACUAUUGUUUGUCCCAGCAACUUGAAAUGUUAAUGACAGCCCUGUGCACCUGAGUUGCACUUAUAAUAUUAUAUGCUUAAAUAGGGAAGUUAAUUUUUCUCUUCUUUGCCACAUAGGUCAGUAUACCACAGGAAGAGGAAGUUCGGGUGUUGGUCUAACAGCAGCAGUUAUGAAAGAUCCUCUCACGGGUGAAAUGAUCCUAGGUAAAGUAUUAAUUUGUGGCAUUUACAGUGAAGGUUACUGGUUUUCUAAAGUGUUGUUUUUUCGAUGACUUCUGUAUUCAUCAUGAAUCUGAGUAUUUAUUCUGUAUUACCUUUCAUUGUCCUUUCAGAGGGUGGUGCCCUUGUGCUGGCUGACAAAGGAGUUUGUUGUAUUGACGAGUUUGACAAGAUGAUGGACAGUGACAGAACUUCAAUUCAUGAAGUUAUGGAACAACAGACUGUGUCCAUUGCCAAGGUAAGGCCACAACAAGUUUUGAAGCAGCAGAACUACGGUUUACCCUCAUAAUGGUUUUAUUUGGAUCACUCACGUUUUCACACAAUAUCCUCAUUUCUCAUAGUGCUAAAGAGGUUAGAUGUACAUGUAUACAUGCAUACAUUUAUUCAAAGCAUUUAAAAACAAAAAUAAAUAUAUACAAAGAAUGCUUUGAAAAGGGAGUUUAAGAGGUUGGCCUUAUGUAAAAAACUCCCCCCAAAAAAUCUUUAAAAUAUGUAUCUACAGUCUCAGUCAAAAUUGUUGGGACACUUUUCUAUCCUCUUGCUUUUGCAAUGUUGGUGUACAAAAUUUGGUGAGUUAACUGGGAUAAACAACAUUUAGGAGGACAAGGAGACAGCCAAAAGCACAAAAAACCAUUUUUGUCUGAGACUGUAGGCUGAUCAUUUUCUUUAUUAAGAUCUUACCUGCCUCCCUCCCUAGGGAGGGGGGCAGUGAUGGUGGCCCAUUUACCCGGGGGUACUGCCAUAUAUGGGCUAUGUAGGUAUGUGCCGCUGUGAAGGUUAUGGUUUUCAGGCAGUUUACUCUAGGAUAGGGUAUGUAAAUCAGAGCGUUUGGGUCUAGAAUAGGGUAUCAUUUUUCAGGAGACUGAUCAGUUGGUUGAAGAUUUUAUCUCAACUAGGGAUUGUGGUAUAAGGUUUUGUUUUGGCUAGACUGUGCUAAUGACCUCAGUAGUUUCUGGAAAACAGCUACUCUGGGAUAGGGGGGAUUUGGGGAGUUUACUCUAGUAUGGGGUAGCAAAAUUCAGCUGAACUAGCUCUAGUAUAGGUUAAGGGUUCCAGGGUUCCAGGGUCCCAGCGGCACAUUCCCACGCAGAAAUUCCUAAAGUACCCCCCCCCCCAGGCCCAUUUGCCAGCAACUCAUCCCUCCCGUCUCCCCCUCCAACAAAAGCUGAUUUAUGCAAUCCACAGAAACUUUAAAUUCCAUUUUACGACUUGAUGUCUUCAGGCUGGAAUUAUGACGACCUUGAAUGCUAGAGUGUCCAUCUUAGCAGCUGCUAAUCCUGCAUAUGGACGUUACAACCCUAAGAAAUCAGCUGAACAGAACAUACAGCUUCCAGCAGCUUUGCUAUCAAGAUUUGAUAUACUGUGGCUGAUACAAGACAAGCCAGACAGGGACAAUGACUUAAGGUGAGAUUAAUUGGUUGGCACAAAAAGACCUAGUGGGGAGGAAAUGUUUGGUUGUUCUGCAGGGUGUAAGGCUUUUUUCCAGUUUAUGAGGGUUGAUUGGCGAAAACCCUGUAUUUCAGACCGUUCAUUCAUUGUAGUAAGCACAAAAUUUUUAAGGUGCCUAGAUUCCGUAGGGCAUGCUCUCAGCAUAAUCUAACCUCAUCCACACCUUAACUGCCCACGCAGAUCCUCACCCCUUGUACUACUUGUGAGGUCAUCAGUUCUAGUGUUCAUAGAAACUUGUGCGGGAAGGAGAGAUCUUCCCUUCUGCACAAACUUCGGAAGGUGCAACUCAGCAUCAGGACCAGAAGGCAGUGUAGUUCUUCACUUGGAAACAAUAGGGCUAUUUAUACGAGGAAAGAUAAGACGCGUCUUUCAUUUCCUACAUAAGACGCAAACUAUCUUGUAUAAACGGCACAUUAAGAUGCGACUUAGCCAAGAUGCGUCUUAUCGAAGAACAGGUGUUAGGGGCUGUUCUUAGAUAAGACGCACCUUAGCUACAUUGUGUAAAUUUCAAACGAAAUGUGUCGUUUGUACGGGAUAGUUUGCCUCUUAUUUAGGACGCGUCUUACGUAAGACGGGUCCUAUUUUUCCUCGUAUAAACGGCCCUAAUGUUCUAGGCAGGUUUGUUUCUUUUUGGGUAGAUGGUGACUGGAAAAUGGCUCAAUCAGCUUACAAUGGUUCUUUGGGGGGCGAAAUUUCUAGGGGUGAAUGGGUCGACAGGGUUUUUUGUCAUUCUUUGUUGAGAUCUCUUCAUUUGGCUUGUUUGCAGGUUGGCACAACACAUCACCUAUGUUCAUCAACACAGUUGUCAUCCUCCAACACAGUACACAGCAUUGGACAUGAAUCUUAUGAGGUACAGUUAUAAACCAAAAGAGCCAAGAAAGCGAAGCCACAAAUAAUUUUGAUUUUUUUUUGAAAUGAGAUGCAUCUGGCUAAGUCACAAAUAUGUAGUCAGACUCAGUCAGAGACCCACAUGCAUGGUGCAUCUGUACCACCGACAACGUCAACUCCAACUCCUUGUACCUGAGCUUUUUCACUUACACCUGUAUGUAUUGAUAAAUUUGUUAAAAGAAAAUUGGUGUUAGUCACUCUUGGGACUUUGUUAGAUAAUUCUGCCGAUAUUAUGUGACCAAUGAGUUUUUCGGUUUUAGGGAUUUCUUCAUAUCACUAUAUUUCUUCCACUGUCGCAGUGUCAGUGAUUACUUAUUGUCAUUUAUUGACUGUGUUGCUUUAGACGCUACAUUGCUGCAUGUAAAGAGAAGCAGCCUGUGAUUCCAGAGGCACUUACAGACUACAUUGUCAGUGCAUACGUAGAGAUGAGAAAAGAAGCCAGGACUAACAGAGACACAACUUUUACGUCUGCAAGAACUUUAUUGGCCGUGCUACGGCUUGCAACUGCUUUGGUGAGUUGAAUGUUGUAGUUACAUGAACAUUCUUAUUUGUCAACAGUGACAGUGAAACGUUUUGGCAUCAUCAUAAUGCAAAAUCAAGGCUAUAUAAAGUAACUAAUUAAAUAAUUAGCAUACGAAGAAAAGGAAAUUCUCUAAUUUGUUACUUUAUGUAGUCUUGAUAAUGGCGUUAUGAAAAAACGGCGUUUUUUCACGCUCUAAUUUACUUGUUUUUGUUUUCAUUUGUCCUCAUGUUUAAUGUUAAUAUGUGUUAUGGAGUCCUCCAUCAGUAAAACCUCAAGUUGAUGUUUUUAAGGUCGUUUUUUAAGCGCUGUUGUUAGACCACUGCCAGCCUGUCAUUUUGUAGGGGAUGGGGGACAACGAAUACAGCCCUGGGUCUCAGUUGCUCAAAGGCUGGUUAGUGCGAAGCCGGGGUUAAAUUUUAAUCCGUCUCUUUUUGUGUUUUCUUUUUCAAAAGCAUUUUCUCCAAUAAUUUUCUCUAUUAUAUUUAGAGCGUUCAAUUAUCAAAUUGUAGGCGGAAGAAUUGAACCGAAUUUGCUUUUUGCCCUUUUAUAUCCGAGUUAAAAUUUUGCAUUAACCCGGGGUUAACUAAACCCAGCUUUGAACAACCUGGCGCAGGGCGUUAUUUCUAACACUCCAUGCACGUGUUUGUCGAUUAAAGUCAUUUUCGUUCCGCAAAAUGUGUUCUCAAUCUAAAAUGGCGUGAUGGAUAAUAACUUUGCAGGCUCGUCUUCGUUUAGCUGAUGUGGUAGAGAAGGAAGACGUGAAUGAAGCUAUGCGAUUAAUGGAGAUGUCAAAGGCUUCCUUGGUCGACGAUGAAACUUCAACAAGGUGAGAGAAGUUGUCGUCUUUUGUCUCUUCGUACUGUAUCAAGUUUGUCAGUGGCAUAGUUUACAGUAGAAGUAAAAUAAGACAAAACGUUUAAAUUAAGUCGUUACUCACCAAGCUGUGUUCACUCUCAGGACUGUAAACCCAGUUGAUGCUAUUUAUGGAAUAAUAAAGGAAAUGGCAGGCGAUGCAAGCAAUGUAAAGUAAGUCACUCUGUAAUGUGAAUUUCUAAUAUUUGAGCUGCGGAUGACGGAAUAAACGCAAAGAAGAUCAUCGCAGUUUAGACACAAGGCAAGGGAAGCCUGCGCGUAAGUUGCGUCUUCAAUUGCGAUGAUCUUCUUUACCCAUUCUUUAUUUACAUCAUUUAAUUUUAGCAGUGACUGUGGUGUAGCUAAAGCAAAUUCUCCGACGGUGAUGGACCAUUGGUACUUGUAAGCUCAUUUUCUCUCGGCUACCACUGAUCACUGGAGUGACGGGGUGGGCGGGGGGGGGCGGGGCGGAGUGUGUUGCGCUGUCCGCAUUUCAGGCGGUUUCGGGUUACUGUGGCAAAUGACUAUAAGGUACCUGGCUGUGUACUUUUUUUUCGCCUUAAUAAGGUGAGGAGCGAUAGACGCUAAUGGUUUUGGUUUCAAGGCUGAGGGGCUAUGAAAGGGCGCGCUUUGUUUUACUAAACCAAAGACUGAAUUUGAUGUCGAAUUGUAGUCCAAAAGUAGCCCCGCAAUGUGUUCUUCAGAGCAUACGGUAUUCGUCUCACCUAACACUGCGAAUUAAUUAAAAUAACUCAGAACAAUUCUUUUUACAGAUUUCAAGAGGCACAGCAGCGCUGUAUGACAAAGGGUUUCACUCCAGACCAGUUUGAAGCGUGCAUGUCUGAGUAUGAAGAACUGAACGUGUGGCAAAUCAACUCGAACAGGACAAGAAUCACUUUUGUGCAGUGAACCUCAACAGUUCAUCUGCAACUUUAACUUCUCUCUGCAGAUUAGCGAUCCACAAGUGCAAAAAAGGACGUAAAAAUGUUUCUUAAAACAAAACGUUGGGGAAAAUAAGCCGGUUUUUUUGCAGAAUUUUGUCUCAGGAAACUGGCAAAGCCCGCAAUAUUUUUCCUUUGAAUUGACGCUUUGAUACUUGACGUUUCCUUGUCAGUGUAACAGCUUAUCGUUUUCGUAGCUUAUGAAUGUUCUCGCUUUUGCUGAUUAGGUGAGAGGAGGAUAAAACCCUCGGUUUCCUUAAGAAGGUUUGAGAAACAAAGGGAGAGCAGUGCUUUCUUUCAUUCACUAAUAGUGUUUUAUUAAAUGAGAAGAUAUUUUGCUUACACGUGUAUUAAAUUUACGUCCUUUGAUCUCUGUAAAUAUUUUUCACUUAAUAUUUUGUACCCGUC